AUGCCACGCACCAAAGCAGGUUGUUGCACUCCUAAGGCUAGGCCACGGCAGCAGAAGAGCAUUUCUUUGGGUCGCUUGGUAGAGGCAAUGUCGCCGGCGGUUUCUUCUGGGAAAGGCAGCACUAGCAGUUCCAUUUCAGGAACCAAGAGAAAGCAAAGUGAAAGUGCUACUCAGGCUGCUGGUGUGUCAGGAUCUUCUUCACGACCUUCAUUGUCAUCUCAACCUGCUAGUGAUGAUGUAAAUCAAAUGGUUGGCAGUGGUUCCGGCACAGGAACACAUGAACAGGGACAUAUGGCAGGUAUUGAUGGUAAUGGCAUACAAUCUCGUGGCCCAGAUAAUGCAACUACAAAUGAUGUUGUUAUUGAGGUUGGGGAGGAUGAGGACGACGACGAGGAUGAGGCUGGAGAGUUGAAUAGGGGUGACGGAAGGAGGCCGAAGAAAUUGACAUCUUUUGUUUGGGAGUACUUUACCAAGAAAACUGAGACAGUAGAGAUGGAUGGCAAGAAGUAUGAACAGAAGUGGGGGUACUGCAACUACCCUAAUUGCAAGGCCAAAUAUAGAGCUGACUGUAACUAUGGAACAACUGGUUUUCGGAACCAUCUGAAAACAGUACAUCAUGUUGUAAAAGGGCAGUUGCUAUUGACGGCAGAAAAGGAUCAUGGAAAAGACAUCACGUUGAUUCAACCUUACAGGUAUGAUCCGGAGGCUAGUGUCAAGAAGCUGCACUUAGCAAUAAUCAUGCAUGAGUACCCUUUCAAUAUUGUUGAGCAUGAUUACUUUGUUGACUUUAUCAAGUCUUUGCGCCCUACCUUUCCUUUGAAGUCUCGUGUCACCACUAGAAAAGAAAUAAUGGAUAUAUAUUUCGAAGAAAAGGAAAAGUUGUAUGCAUAUUUUAAAACAGUUCGCUGUCGCUUUAGUGCAACCAUGGAUAUGUGGACAUCUUGUCAGAACAAGUCAUAUAUGUGUAUCACCAUUCAUUGGAUAGAUGAUGAUUGGAAAAUUCAAAAGAGAAUUCUCAGUUUAUUUCAUGUAGAAGGACGUCAUACUGGUCAUAAGUUGGCGGAGACCUUUACUGAAGUCAUGGUUAGCUGGUUCGUUGAGAAGAGAUUGUUUGCAUUGACAUUGGACAAUGCUAGUAGCAAUAAAGUGGCAGUCGAAGAGAUAAUUGAUGAUCUUAAGGAGAAUGGCAAUGCUUGUCUGGUUUGUGAAGGGCUCUCCAUUGCAAUGGGAAGAAUUAAUGAAGCGUGCUGCUGA
This is a messenger RNA of Striga hermonthica, 1254 nucleotides long. NCBI's taxonomy places the organism in Eukaryota, Viridiplantae, Streptophyta, Magnoliopsida, Lamiales, Orobanchaceae. The record is from the annotation of a GenBank genome assembly.